AUGGCUGCUUCUUCUCCUUGUAAUUGGCAUGAAGUAUAUUGUACUUCGGGCCGGGUUACAACGCUCCGAUUACAUAGAGCGGAUUUAUUCGGUUCUCUCCCAAUUGGUGGAAUCGGUAAUUUAUCCAAUCUACAAAAUUUGUCUCUCCGUUUCAAUUCCCUCUCCGGUCUAAUCCCAUCGGAUUUCUCAAACUUAGUGCUUCUUCGUUACUUGUAUCUUCAAGGUAAUGCUUUUUCCGGCGAGAUUCCGUCGUUUCUUUUCACGCUUCCGAACAUAAUCCAAACAUAA
Molecule: messenger RNA, 288 nt
Organism: Arabis nemorensis
Lineage: Eukaryota; Viridiplantae; Streptophyta; Magnoliopsida; Brassicales; Brassicaceae
Source: the annotation of a GenBank genome assembly